Molecule: messenger RNA, 1056 nt
Organism: Spirodela intermedia
Lineage: Eukaryota; Viridiplantae; Streptophyta; Magnoliopsida; Alismatales; Araceae
Source: the annotation of a GenBank genome assembly
AUGACGAAGGCAGACGGAGUGGACUACGUUGAUCCUCCGGCAGCGCCUCUGCUGGACCUGGCAGAACUGCGGAGAUGGUCUUUCUACAGGGCAGUUAUUGCCGAGUUCAUGGCCACUCUCCUCUUCCUCUACGUCGCCGUGGCCACCGUGAUUGGGCAGCUGAAGCAGGAAAACAAGUGCGACGGCGUAGGAACCCUCGGCAUCGCCUGGGCCUUCGGCGGGAUGAUCUUCGUCCUCGUGUACUCAUUACAUAUAUCUAACUCAAACCUUUGGAGCAGGUGGCCACAUAAACCCCGCAGUGACGUUCGGGAUGUUUCUUGCAAGGAAGUUGUCCCUGGUGAGGGCAGUCAGCUAUGCGGUGGCCCAGUGCCUGGGAGCAGUGUGUGGGGCUGGGCUUGCAAAGUCCAUCAUGAAACGCCCCUACAACUCGUUGGGCGGCGGCGCUAACCUCGUCCAGCCUGGGUACUCCACGGGCACCGCUCUCGGCGCCGAGAUCGUUGGUACCUUUCUCCUCGUUUACACCGUUUUCUCCGCCACCGACCCCAAGCGCAAGGCCCGAGACUCCCAUGUCCCGGUAAACAAAUACGCAGACCUCUCCCUUCACAUCUUCCAGAGUUAAGCUGCUUGAUCUUCUUAGGACGAAUCACACUGAAUAUCUCUCUCUCUCACUCUCUCUCUCUCUCUCCCCCAACCCCUCUCCCUCUCUCGGCGUUUCAGGUGCUAGCGCCACUGCCCAUAGGGUUCGCCGUCUUCUUAGCGCAUCUGGCCACUAUCCCCAUCACCGGCACAGGGAUCAACCCCGCUCGUAGCUUCGGUACCGCCGUCAUCUACAACCAGAAGGCAGCGUGGGACGACCAGGUAAUAAUAUAAACUUUAUUACUGUUUGUCUCUUCCAAAGCCGUUUGACGAGAAGUUUCCUCUCCUUCCUCUGCCUGGGUUUAGUGGAUAUUCUGGAUAGGUCCCUUGACCGGGGCGGCGAUUGCGGCUGGCUACCACCAGUAUGUCCUUCGAGCUUUGGCCAUGAAGGCACUGUCAUCGCUAAGGAGCACCACCUAG